Messenger RNA from Sporisorium graminicola, 1386 nucleotides. RefSeq lists its product as uncharacterized. The coding region runs from base 1 to 1386 and encodes 461 amino acids. Lineage: Eukaryota; Fungi; Basidiomycota; Ustilaginomycetes; Ustilaginales; Ustilaginaceae. The transcript has 2 exons. The record is from RefSeq and is a predicted model, not a curated record.
AUGCUGCAAGCCAUUGAUACGUUCGUCUACCGGGCUGGUACUAGUCGCGGGCUGUACUUUCUGGCUAGUGAUCUACCCUACGAACAGAGUGCCCGUGAUGCGGUGUUGCUUUCCAUCAUGGGGUCUGGCCACCCAUUGCAGAUCGACGGCAUGGGAGGUGGCAACUCGUUGACGUCCAAGGUGGCACUUGUCUCGCCAAGUACACAUGGAACUGCGUUUGACGUCGACUACCUCUUCUGCCAGGUCGGCGUUACCGAGCGAAUCGUCGACACCGCACCCAACUGUGGCAACAUGAUGACCGGUGUUGCUGCGUUUGCUAUCGAACGAGGCCUCGUCAAGCCUCAUCCUUCGGAUACGACAUGUCUUGUUCGCAUCUUUAACCUCAAUUCCAAGCAGGCUUCCGAACUCAUAAUCCCUGUCCAAAAGGGUCGAGUUCACUACGACGACGUGGAUGAAAUGGGCCUUCAGCGUCCCUGUGCUCGCGUCGGCCUGCGGUUCCUCGAUACCAUAGGUGCAUGCACAGGCAAGCUAUUGCCCACCGGAAAUCCCACCGACUGGAUCGAGGGACUCGAGGUAUCCAUCAUCGACUCGGCCGUCCCCGUGGUUUUCAUUCGUCAAGCCGACGUUGGCAUCACCGGCCGCGAGUUGCCUACCACGCUUAACGCCAAUAGCGAGCUGCUCGGACGACUAGAACGCGUCCGUCUCGAAGCGGGUCGACUCAUGGGGUUGGGGGAUGUAUCUUCGAGCGUUGUACCAAAGAUCUCACUCAUCGGCCCGGGUACAGAAGUCACGACUUUCACGGCAAGAUACUUCACCCCCAAAGCUUGUCACAACGCACAUGCUGUCACUGGUGCCAUAUGCACGGCCGGAGCGGCAUACAUACCUGGAACGGUUGUCUCAGACAUCUAUUCGUCGCGCACGCCUUCGCUUGCUUCGUCUCCAAGUAUGACUACCGCCUCGUCGACACCUCAGCGUCGCAUUUCGAUCGAGCAUCCUAGUGGCAUUCUCGAGGUCGGCCUUGCUGCAGCUGCGGAAGAGGCACAAGCGCAGCUGAACAUUGCCUUUGUCGAGCGCUCCGUUGCCCUGAUCGCUCAUGCUCGCGUGUUUUACGUCACUCCCGACCGCCGCCUGUCCCGCGAGACACCGAUCACUUCCCCCGACAUGACGGUGAACCGGCAAGACUUCUUCGGUCAAAACUAUAGGCCUGUAAGGCGACAAUCGGGCCAGGCUACAGAUCCGUCUGGCUUCGACCUGUUCGAGCUCAACACGAAAAGCUUGGAUCCGCGGAGUACGGCGCUGGAUGAUAUUGCGUCCAGCUACGAGGUCGCGCAACUCACAUGUGGCGAACGGCCGCACGAUUCGAGCCCCACCCCACUCGUGCUGUAA